AUCAGAACGCGUGAGCAUCUAAAACUGAUUGAAAAGAAAGAAUUACUGAAAGAAUUUAAAAUCAUAGAAUCGUUUGGGUUGGAAGUAACAUUAAAGAUCUUCUAGUUCCAACCUCUCUGCCAUGGGCAGGAACACCUCACACUACAUCAGGCUGCUCAGGCCCCAUCCAGCCUGGCCUUGAACACCUCCAGGGAUGGGGCAGCCACAACUUCCCUGGGCAGCCUGUGCCAGUGCCUCACCACUCUCAUUGUGAAGCAUUUCCUCCUUAUGUCUAGUUUAAAUCUGCCCCCUCUAAUUUAUAGCCCUAUAUAGGACCUCUAGUCCUAUCACCACAAGCCUUUGUAAACAGUCCCUCCCCAGCUUUCUUGUAGCCCCUUCAGGUACUGGAAGGUUGCUAUAAGGUCUGCCCCAAGCCUUCUCUUCUCCAGGCUGAACAAGCUCAACUCUCUCAGCCUGUCCUUGUAGGGAAGGUGCUCAAGACCUCCGAUCAUCCUUGUAGCCCUCCUCUGGACCCAUUCCAAGAGCUCCAUAUCCUUCUUAUGCUGAGGAUUCCAGAACUGGACACAAUACUCCAAAUGAGGUUUCACAAGAGAGGAAUAGAGGGCCAGAAUCACCUCCCUCGACCUGCUGGCCAUGCUUCUUUUGAUGCAGCCCAGGAUACCGUUGGCCUUCUGGGCUGUGGGCACACAUUGUCAGUUCAUAUUGAGCUUUUCAUCAGUCAGCAGUCAAACCACCUUUUGCCCUCUCAUCAAUCAAACCCCAAUGUUUGAGGUUAUUUUGAUUUAAGGAUGAUUUGACCAGACACAAAGGUGAAGGUCGUAAACUUUGUAAUCAUGGACAUAAGUGAUAUUUCAGCCUUGAUACCAGCAGAACUUUUUGUUCCCAUUUUUCUGUUAGCCAGCGAGAUCCUUUUUAAGAUGGAAUCUAAUUUCACUGUUUUUUCAAAGCGUUGGAUAGUCUGGUCUUGUGCAGCAAAAGUGCAUUUAGGAACAGGAGAGGAUGAGGUUUCCCCGUGUACCUGUCUGUCUAAGCCACCAGGGGGGACUCACUCCUCGGGUAUUGCAGCAAGGAUCUGGGGAAAAAGCACCUGUUCUUGAGGGAGGUCUAGAAAGUCCUGAAAUUCGGCACAGAUUUAUUCAUUUAUGUUAAAUGAGCUUUUAUAUAAAAUCGUAUAAGUCUGCAGUGCUUUUUUCAGUCUGCCUGUGAUUAUGUCAGGCACCCAACACACUGUGCAGCAAAGUAUGGGUCUGGCCACAGGGGUACAAAAAUGCUUAUAGCUGAGUUAUUGUGUGUGUCAACAGGGUACGGUCAGUGCUGUCUCAUGCCUGACUCAAACUGACCUCUGACUUUUGCCACAUCUAUUGGACUGAUGGAAGACUUAAUGUAGAGCCUGGCUUGGCUUCUCGCUGGUUAGACUCACACCACAUCAGUGGCCAUGGCUUUGUGGCUGAAAGGAACCUUUUUUUGACUGUACCUGAACAAAGUAGCUCUUCCUUAGCAGCUGCUUCAUCCAUCACUCCUUAGUGGCUGUCCCAUUACUCCAUUUCUUUUUUUCAAGUAUUGCAGCCUUCCCAAUUUAUUUCAAUUUCUCUACAUAUUUUACUAUUCUCAAGCAAAAUUUGGCCAUUUUGAAACAGAACUGUGUUACUGCUGUGAUCACAAAGGAUUUAUGUUUUAUAGCAUCCUAUUAAACAACAACAAAAAUAUGUGUGUGAUGUAUGUACACUGGAGAUCUGUCUGAAAAGUUAUAUAAUUUUGAAUUUCCACUUUACAAGUUCCUUUCAGCCUUGAACUUUAUCAGGCUGGUGGAAACCUACUUGUGGUCUAUAGAAAGAUUUGGAAACACUGAAGAGAAUUCUCUAGUCGUAUUAAUUUGCAAAUUUUUAUAUUAUUUUGUGAGUUAUUACAUAUAUUACCUCAUUAGUUGUACUUUUGGGUACUUAUAACUGAAUUCCCACCUUCCUUAACUAGUCUGUGAACUCCACCAUCUUUUGGGCACAAUCAGUAAAGUUUUUGUGCAUGUCACUGUUCCUAAAUUAUCUUUUGUGUUACAUGUUUGGACUUCUGAAAAACAAUUGCUUAUUUUUUUCCUACUUUGCCUUCAUAAUAUGUAAAAUAUUAUCCCGGUGUGUACAGAAUUCAUGAGAAUAAAAGCUUUUAAACACUGUGAUAAGGAUCGAGGAGAGUCAGAACAAUUGUUUGUUACAUUUUUUGUAAGUAAUUUUUUUAUAGUGUCCUGCUUAGCACAAAACAAAAUACCUAUUAAUCGUAUAUACCGCACUCUUUUUUUGGUGAAAAAUACAAUUGCUGAUCUGAGAGGAGUCUGCAGAAAAUACAUAUAAAUCAAGAAGGUAACUCAUGAUAGGCAUUCUUCCAUAAGUUCAAUAAGUUUCCAUGUUUUAGUCUAUUCAGAAAAAAAUGUAAUUGUGUUUGCUGUCAGUUAGAUGAUGAUUGUGCUUUUCUGAAUGACAUAUUAGCCUUUUUUUGGUCUGUUUAAGUAGUUGGGACUAGCAAUAUUGCUGUGUUUGUGCCGUAAAAGCUGACCCAGUUUAGUCCACACAACUGAUAGAACGCAUACAGACAAAAUGUUAUUCUUUGCACAAAAAGAGAGAAAUAAAGGAGUGUAUCUAAUACCAGGUUAAAAUCUGGUUCCUAACCUGUCUUCAGCCAUGACGGAUAGAUUCUGUGUUCUUACAGAAACAUCUCAGUCAACAUUUGACAGCUUUUGUUACUAAUUAUCUCAUGUUCCAUGUCUGCCUGGACUCAGGCCUGUGUCCUGCACUGGCACAAGAGUCAGGGGUUGGUCUCUGUGCUCUUGGGCAAGUUGUGCAGUGCAGCGUCUCCAGCAGAGACUGCAGGGAAGAGCAUUGGAGAAGUUCACAGUGGGAGGCUGGGAGGCAGAUGUGGGACUCAGCAGUUGUGAUUUUUUGGGUUUUUAAGAUUGAUUUCAUUGAGAAGUAUAAUUACGAUAGAUACAGCUUUGCAGAUGGUAGCUGACAUCAUGCAGGACAUCAGUGGGUCUACUCAAUAACAUAUCGGAUGGUUGCCUUCAGCUCUGAUACUUAACUCCAUGUGGAAAUACAUCAUCUACAUACACUCCUCCAGAGUGCUGGUGUGUCCCUAAAGCAUGCUGAGCCUUGUAAUAAAUUCAUUCUGAAAACUUCUGAGAGGGAUUGACUACCAUAUCAAUAAAACAGUGCAUUUGUUUUUCAUCAGUUGUGGAUUUUUCACUCCUUUGCUAAGUACAGGAAACACUGUGAGUGUUUGAAAUGAUGUCUUAAGGAAUGUUAGAUCUGAUACGUCAACUAAACUAGCCCUUGACAUGCUUCUGGUAAUCAUAAUUUUACUUCUCCUCCCUUCCUCAUUUCACAGAGUUUUCGCUUUCAUUUUUCACUUGUGACUUGAGCUGUGUUCUCUGAGGAAAAUGUAACAAAGAAAGGAGAAAUUAUUUUUCUUCACAAAAUUUAUUGUGGUGAUAACUGAUAGUGCUGCAGUUGGAUUAAUUAAGAUGGCAAAGAAUUCGACAAAAUAACUGAAUAUUCCCUAAAGGCUCGUGACUGAGGAUGACUGUGCUGAAUUUUUGUUCCUCUUUCCCCAGAACAAAGUUUUUGUCUGUUGAAUACGGAGCAAAAUAAGUAACCAUGUUUGGACUUUUAUUUUUCAUUUUAUUCACCCCUGGAGUCAGUGAAUUUCUUUGUAUGUCUUCAGAUCUAGAAAUGUCAUAUAGUUUUUGUGAUGCCACAGCUCAUGCUUUCACUUUUAAUCUGACACCUUGCCACAUCGUGGACAAAUCAGUCUGGAAGACCUCUCUUACCUGGAUUCCAAGAAGUGACAUCACCUUUUUGAAGAUUGUCUUCAAAGUCUGGUAUGAAGGUGCCAAAGCAUUACACUGGAAAGAAGUCCUUUGUAGUGGAGCCGAUGAUGAAUACUCAGUGUGCGGAACGCUGAAAGGAGAGUUUGAAUGGUGUGAAUUCUCUGCUGUAAACCAUUCACACCUCCGCAGCUUGAUGCCAAGACCUCGGGCUGCAAUGCUGAGUGUCCUACCACUGAUCUCCUAUGCUGCGUGCCCCACCAGCUCAUUGGAGGUGCACCGGAGUGGCAUGUGCAGGCACCAGUUUGGGUCUGGGCUCAUCAAUGCCUCUCUCCUUUUCCUCUACUCCACGUUCGCACUGGAGGAGGAAGAGGAGGCUGUCUCAUCUGUCAGCGUGGAAACUGAGAGUCAUCUGGAUCUAGCAACAGCUGUGAGCAUCUCUGCCCGUAAUUCAGCAUGAGCCUGAAAGUAUGGGUGGGAAAUAUUAUUCAGUGGAAGGGAAGCAAACAGCUUCUGUUGCCUUGGAGCUAUUGUUUCUUUCUCUAGCAGGGCUGCUUUGAAUAUUAAAGAAACUAAUAGUGCUUCAAAUUAAAAACUGUGAUUAACAUUUUGUACCAGCCUAGUGUGCUUGUGCUGUGAGAAAGCAAGAGAUAAUAGAAAACUACGCAGUCUGUCUUGCAAAAGUGGACAAGUUCAUUAAGCUGCACAGCAGCUGCUGCAAUAAAGGCAUUUCAUUUUAAAGGGACUCCUGCGUUGGUAUUUGGCACAAAGCUGCUGCUCUGUGAAAGCAGAGAUCAUAUCUUCUUUCGUUUUUAAUUAAUAAUUUAAUUAAACAGGAAGUGUGUUUUCUUUAAUUUUUGUAUUAGUGUUUUCGUUGUUGUUGUUGCCUGGUGUACUACUGUGAAUGUAUCCUGCAGUGGCAUAUCCAAGAAUAUUAUUUUUAGAUGCAGCUUUGUCAUUCUUUUUUACAGGCCUAGUAUUGAUUUUAAACAUCUUUUUCUUGCUUCUACUGCUGUUGUCAGUUACCACCCCCAUGCCAGCAACAUGCCCUUACACAUUCUUCCAUUUUUUCUUUUCAAGAAAAGCCUCAGGUCUUCUAUUUCACUAGAAGAAAGACAUUGAGGUCCUGGAGCUUGUCUAGAGAAGGGCAACAAAAUUGAUGAAGGGGCUGGAAAACAAGUCUUAUGAGGAACGGCUGAGAGAGCUGGGGUUGUUUAGCCUUGAGAAGAGGAGGCUGAGGGGAGACCUUAUUGCUCUCUACAACUAUCUGAAAGGAGGUUGUAGAGAGGUGAGUGUUGGUCUCUUCACCCAAGUGACAGGUGAUAGCACAAGGGGGAAUGGCCUCAAGCUGCACCAGGGGAGGUUCAGAUUGGACAUUAGAAAAAACUUCACUGAAAGGGUUAUCAAGCACUGGAAAAGGCUGCCUGGGGAGGUGAUUGGGUCACCAUCCCUUGAGGUAUUUGAAAGACAGGUAGAUGAAAUGCUUAGAGAUAUGAUUUGGUAGUGAACAAGUACAGUUGGACUUGAUGAUGUCAAAGAUCUUUUCCAAAAUAGAGAUUCUAUAAUUCUAAUUCAACGCUGCCUUCUUUGAAUUUAAUUUUAGUUAAAACUGCUAAACUGCAUUUGUCCUGCAUACAGCUUUUGCAUAUGAUACAUAUGGUUCAAAAUGACUGUUCUUUUAAUCAGCAGAUGCUAGAAAUGUUUAUUCAUCAUGAAAAACAAAUAAAAACAAUAGCCGAU
This is a messenger RNA of Cuculus canorus (common cuckoo), 5551 nucleotides long. It is a transcript of the gene LY96, whose product is annotated as lymphocyte antigen 96. The coding region runs from base 3642 to 4271 and encodes 209 amino acids. Gene Ontology annotation, biological process: cellular response to lipopolysaccharide; positive regulation of lipopolysaccharide-mediated signaling pathway; detection of lipopolysaccharide. Gene Ontology annotation, cellular component: lipopolysaccharide receptor complex. The record is from RefSeq and is a predicted model, not a curated record. Gene Ontology annotation, molecular function: lipopolysaccharide binding; Toll-like receptor 4 binding; lipopolysaccharide immune receptor activity. Lineage: Eukaryota; Metazoa; Chordata; Aves; Cuculiformes; Cuculidae. The transcript has 5 exons.